ACUUCUUCUUUGUGUAUCCAGUGUUGGCCAUCUCUGGGCCAUUUAGCUUGGAGCUUGUAGAGGUUGACUCUGAGCUCUGGCCAGGUCUCUUUGUCACAUCUUGGAGAGACAGAUACAAGAAGUCUUGACCUUCUGAGCGUAGACCUAAACAAUGGUGCAAGAAAGACAUUCCCAAGGUGGAGGGGAGGGAGUCGGAGUCUGCUGGUCCCUGAGAGACUGGUCAGUCUCAGUGAUUUCCAUCCUACUCCUCAGCACCUGUUUCAUCGGCAGCUGUGUGGUGACUUACCAGUUUGUGAUGAACAAGCCCAAAACAAAACUGUCUGAACUCCAUGCAUACCAUUCCAGUCUCACCUGCUUCAGUGAAGGGACAAGGGUGUCAGAAAAAAUGUGGGGAUGCUGCCCGAGUAACUGGAAGUCAUUUGGCUCCAGCUGCUACCUCAUUUCUACCAAGGAAAACAUCUGGAGCAUCAGCGAGCGGAAGUGCAUCGAGAUGGGGGCUCAUUUGGCGGUGAUCAACACGGAAGCUGAGCAGAACUUCAUCACCCAACAGCUGAAUAAGUCGGUUGCUUACUUCCUGGGCCUUUCUGAUCCACGAGGUAACGGCAACUGGCAAUGGAUCGAUAACACUCCUUUCAAUCAAAACGUCAGGUUCUGGCACAUACAUGAGCCCAACCUGCCUGAAGAGCGGUGUGCUUCAAUUGUGUACUGGCACCCUAUGCAAUGGGGCUGGAAUGAUGUGUUCUGUGAUGGUAAAUACAACUCAAUAUGUGAGAUGAAGAAGACUUACCUAUGAGUGGCAUUUUGUUCAUUUAUACCUUCAAAGUCUCUUGGCAUGUCACGUGACUGCAGCCAUUCUUUUCCUAGCUGUUCCUUUUGACUGAUGACAGAAUGUAUCCUUCCUCUCUGUGACGGAUAGUCUUGUCAAUUGGACACAAACUAGAAUCACCUGGGAGGAGGAAUCCCCAGCUAGGGAGUUGCCUCCAUCAGACUGGCUUGUCAGCAUGUCUGUGGGGCAUUUCCUUGAUAUGAUUAUUGAAAGAGAGUCCAGUGGGUACUGGGUAGGUGGUCGUGGGUGAUGGAAGAAAGCAAGUUAAAAAAGGCAUGGCAAGCAAGCCCGUAAGCAUUGUCCCUUCAUCUCUGCCCCAGGCUCUUGCUCUGGCUUCUUUCUGCAAUGAACUGUUGUUACUUGAAAGUAUAAGAUGAAAUAAAUCACUUUCUCCAAGCU
This is a messenger RNA of Phodopus roborovskii (desert hamster), 1225 nucleotides long. RefSeq names its product C-type lectin domain family 6 member A-like. The record is from RefSeq and is a predicted model, not a curated record. Lineage: Eukaryota; Metazoa; Chordata; Mammalia; Rodentia; Cricetidae. The coding region runs from base 152 to 793 and encodes 213 amino acids. The transcript is spliced from 6 exons.